GACAAUUGUGAACCUGCGGAAGAUGGUUAAGGUUUUCCCCCUUAACAUUAAUAACCUCAUUGUUAUUUCUCUCUUGUUACUCGUUUGUGCAAAGACAAGUGUAGCAUAUAGUGUGGUGGCUUUCGGGGCGAGGCCCGAUGGCCGAACCGACUCAACCCAAGCCUUCCACAAGGCAUGGGCAUGGGCUUGUGGAUCGGUGAAACCCGCCACACUCGACGUACCUCAAGGGAGAUUUGUGGUCCAGCCCAUGUCCUUUACCGGUCCAUGUAAGAAUCGGGUCACAUUAAGGAUAAAGGGUACAAUUAUCGGCCCAUCAGAUUAUCGUGUAUUGGCCCGGUCAAAUGUGUGGCUCCAAUUUUACAAUAUUAAUGGGCUUAUUAUUGAUGGGGGUACAACCGGUACCAUUGAUGCUAGGGGUCAACCAUUUUGGUCAUGUAGGCGUCAUUACGGAUAUUGUUACAAUGGAGCUCAGUCCAUAUCCUUUGUAUCAUGCAACGGCGUAGUAGUGCGCGGGCUAAAGUCAAUGAAUAGCCAGAAGAGUCACAUGAGCAUAAAGAACUGCAACAAUGUAGCUCUCAAUUACUUAACGCUCAGAGCCCCAAGCGGUAGCCCUAACACCGAUGGCAUCAACAUUCAACAUUCUAAUCGUAUUCUCAUUUACGGUUCCGUUAUUAAAACCGGUGAUGAUUGUAUUGCUCUAGGACCUGGAACCAAAAACAUGGUCAUUAACAAAAUUGCUUGUGGCCCUGGACAUGGUAUUAGUAUUGGUAGCAUGGGCAACAGCCUACGAGAAGAUGGAGUACACAAUAUAGUAGUUGCAAAUGUAGUAUUCACCGGGACAAUAUAUGGCGUUAGAAUCAAAUCAUGGGCUAGACCUAGCAACAGCUUUGUCCGCAACAUUAUAUUCCGCAAUCUCGUCAUGCGCAAUGUCUAUUAUCCUAUCAUCAUUGACCAAAAAUAUUGUCCUAAUAACCAAUGUCCUCACCAGAAUUCAGGAGUGAAGGUGAGUAAUGUGAGUUUCAUAAACAUAAAAGGUACAUCAAGACGUAAAGAAGCCAUAACAUUAACUUGUAGUCCAAGUAAUCCCUGCAAAGGGAUCAAACUGCAAGACAUCAACUUAACUUUUGGGAGUAAACCAGCGGUGUCUACAUGCAGCUACGCUAGAGGAAUUAGUCGAGGCAAAGUUAUCCCUCCAAGUUGCUUUUAGAUCUCAUUCGGUGUAUUUUACCCUCUCUCACAUUGUUCUCAACGCAUACGUGCUUAGAUCGAUCAUGUACGUGUUGAGCACACGAUCGAGUGACGAAAUGAUACUUGGAGGCUAAGCCUUUAAUUUUAAUUAAACUUGUAUACACUUCAAUGAAUGAUGGCUUAUCACUCGUUUGUUAAUUUACUUUCAACUAAAUUAAUUAUAAACGAAUUGGCUUGACAUUUUGGUCUUGUAUCAUAUCUUACUUAUGAUACUACUUGUAUCGUUUCAUGCUUUUAAUUUCUGAUGUUUGUUUUGGAUGUAUUAGAAAAGUAUACUUCAUUGAAAAUCUUAAUGAAGUGUCUUUUCUCUUUUCUCUUUUCUCUUUUCAUUGAUAAUCUUAAUGAAGUGUCU
Molecule: messenger RNA, 1600 nt
Organism: Spinacia oleracea (spinach)
Lineage: Eukaryota; Viridiplantae; Streptophyta; Magnoliopsida; Caryophyllales; Amaranthaceae
Product: polygalacturonase-like
Exons: 4
Coding region: 23-1207 (394 amino acids)
Biological process (GO): carbohydrate metabolic process
Molecular function (GO): polygalacturonase activity
Source: RefSeq, a predicted model, not a curated record